GCCUGCGCUGAGGAGAGGUGCGUGUCCCCAGUGUCCGCUCCGGUCGCCCGGUUAGGAACCCGCCUCGCAAAGCCGGUGUGUGCUGUGAUACUCGGUGAAAAGCCCGCGGGGACCGUGCUGUGAGGAGAGUCAUGGUCUGGCCUCGCCUUUGAUUCAUUGAGCUAUCUGUCGUUAGCCCGCUCCGUUGAUUCAUAGCACGCUAGGUCGGGAGCCUCCGUCUGUAGCCUACCUGUUAGCCUGUUAGCUAGCUAGCAGCUAGUCCGAGUGCGCUGCUGGCCGAUCCAGUCCGACGGGAGAGGACCAGACUUACUGCUGAACACGAGCCGGUUGUUACCGAAGGACGACCUGGUGGUGGCUGGCGGGGGCCGGGAGAAAGCGACGGGGUGGAAGUGAGUCAGGAGCGGCUGAUGAGUUCAGACCAGAGCGGGGAGCCGCCGCUGCUGCAGGAGGAGGCCGACCCGGGACCGAAGACCGGUGGGAAGGACGAGGCUCCGCUGGGGAGCGAGGGAGGGUCAGGCGGCAUGGUCACCUCUAAGGGCGCCGGUUUGAACCCAAAUGCCAAGGUGUGGCAGGAGAUGCCUGCGGUUCCCAGCGAGGCUCUUACCAACAGUCCUCAUUGGCCCACUGCAGACAUGAGUGAGGGUUAUUCUGAGCCAUCGUCUGCCGGGUCCAAGCAGUUCACUGUGGGAUUCACGGCCCUGGAUGACAGCAGCUCCACAGUAACAGCUGAGAUAGCAGUAAAUGGAAUGGACCCUCCAGAGUUGGGCUUUUCCCCUGCUGAGUCCUCCACAGGGACGCCAGUGGAUUCCAAAGCUGAAGAGCCGCCCAUCUCCUCUGAGAAUCUGCGAGAGUCUCUGAAGAAAGAGCUUGAGUUUUACUUCUCUAGAGAAAAUCUCUCCAAGGAUUUGUACCUGAUGUCCCAGAUGGACAGUGACCAGUUUGUACCCAUUUGGACCAUAGCCAGCAUGGAGGGCAUCAAGGUCCUCACCACUGACAUGGACCUCAUCCUGGAUGUGUUGAGAUCCUCUCCUAUGGUGCAAGUGGAUGAGAAAGGAGAGAAAGUGCGUCCUAAUCACAAGCGGUGCAUUAUCAUCUUGAGGGAGGUCCCUGAAACCACACCUGUUGAGGAAGUGGAGUCACUGUUCAAAAACGACAACUGUCCAAAGGUGAUAAGUGUCGAGUUUGCACACAACAACAACUGGUACAUCACAUUCCAAUCAGACACGGACGCUCAGCAGGCAUACAAGUACUUGAGAGAGGAAGUAAAAACAUUUCAGGGAAAACCCAUCAUGGCCAGGAUAAAGGCCAUCAACACAUUCUUUGCAAAGAAUGGCUACCGUAGCAUGGACAGCAGCCUGUACGCUCAGCAGUCCCCGAGCCAGUCCCAGUACAGCUCCCCCCUCUACAUGCAGCCUGUCUAUCCCCAGCAGCAGUACCCAGUCUAUGGCAUCGUACCGCCCACCUGGACGACUUCUCCCACACCGUAUUUCGAAACUCCUCUGGCACCGUUUCCCAACAGUAGCUUUGUGAAUGGAUUUGGCUCAGCUGGACACUACAAAACUGGCCCCAGUUCUCUUAACAUCACUCGCCAAUUCAACAGGAACCGAAACCACGUGAAGCCCCAGGUGAGGACAAGUGAAGUGACCGCAGCAUCCAUAACUCCCGUCUCCCUGGAGAGUCUGACCGGAUUGCGCUGCCCACAGCCUCCUGCUCCUCUUGGCGCUGCCACCACCACUAACCCAGUCCAGACCGUCUCUGACCUAAGCAUGGCAUUCUCACAUCUCUCCUCCUCUUCUUCCUCUCUGGACCCAAGCGACGACAGUGGCAUGUCAGGUCGCGGAAGACGCAGCACAACAUACAGAGGGACACGGAGGAGGCGAGAAGAUGACCGGAUUACGAGGCCUAUACCAUUAGCAGAGGUCAAGGUUGCUCCACCCAAGUUCGACCUGGCUGCCACCAAUUUCCCACCUCUUCCCGGCUGCGUGGUCAGCACACAGGGGGAGCCAGUGCUAGAAAACCGAAUGUCAGAUGUUGUACGUGGUCUGUACAGGGACAAGACGGAUCAAGUCAAUAAAGAAGCCACUGUGAGUCCAGCACCAGUCCAAGCCCCAGUCACAGAAGAGCCUGUGGCCGUCACAAGUCCCGCCCCGGCACCAGCUAAAUCCACCACACAACCACUCGGACCCUCGGCCCCUGGGAAUCGUCUGGAGAAGAGAGUUGAACGGGUAGAGAUCACAGCACCAAAAGCAACCCCACGCGCACCUGUUCAGACGACUGUCAGCCCUUCCUCCACCACACAACCUGUGCCUAGCCCCAGGCCUCAGCCCCCUGCUGCCGCCACACCAGUGACGCCCAGCACCCCAGUCCCUGCUGCUGCAGCCCCUAGUCCCACCCCUGCACAGGAGCUACGUAAGCUCAGCUAUGCAGAGGUGUGCCAACGGCCACCCAAGGACCCUCCCCUUGCUGCCCCUGCCCCAGCUUCCUCCGGCACUGCGUCGGGUCAGCCAUUACGCGAGCUUCGUGUUAAUAAGGCUGAAGAGGCGGGCUCCAGUGGUGGUCCUGGAGAAAAGCAAGAGAAAGGCCAUGACAGGGAGGGGGGCUGGGAAUUCAAGGAGAGCCGGCCGCCACGUGAACGUGACUCUCAAGGCUACUAUCGCAGCAAUGGCCCCAGAGGCGCCGGGGCCCUGAAGUUUCGGGACCAGAGGCGCCCGCCUCCGGCCCGACGCCACUCUCCCCAGGGAGGCUACAGGCAUACUGGCAAGGAGCAGAAUAUCCCACCAGUUUCGCCAAAGUAAAAACUUGAUAUGAAUCGAAAAAAUAUGUAUGAAUAUACAUGGAUAUAUAUAAUUAUAUAAAAAUGAAUAACAUAAAAGCAACAACAUUAAGGUAGCCACCUUCCCCCCUGGAACUUGUCCAAUGAGAAGCUUCUAAAAUGACUAAGACCAGGACAUCCAGGACUAAUGGGCGAAAUGACAUCUGAAGAACUUUGACGAGUGAUUUUGAAAAGGAAACAAAUCUUUUGUUUUGUCCUCCAGCAUUAUGCUAAUCACAAUUAAGUGUGAUUUAUCUGGAGGCCGUCUCAUUUGUGCUCUGCUGGGGAAAGGUGGGAUGCUGGGCCGCGUAAACGGCCCUCUACCUUUUUUUUGAUUUAAAAGAAUAGAUGUUGGUCUGCAAGAACAAUAUGCACUAAGAAGAAAAGAACAUGCAUAUUUGUCAUGUACAUAUACAAAGAUAUCACUAACACGCAAUGAGACAUCAGUUUUUCUUUGUUUUGUUUUGUGUGCUUAGGGUCGCAAGUAUGACUGAAGCGUUGACUGAUGUCUGUGUAUGCAUUGAUAGUGAAACAAAAUGAUUGAAGUGCUACAGUGUGCCGUUGCACUGAUGUAAUGAAAUGGAUGAUUUUUUUUUUUUUGAUUUUUACAUCAGAGAUAAAGAGUCAUUGUCCUGGAACUGGACAGUGUGGUCUUCUAAUGUAUAAUAAUGAAAUGUGUUCUAUAGUGGUAUUUUGAUCUUGGUUCAUGAUUGGCUUCAACUGUAAGAGUCAGAUAUCAGAAACAUUGAUGUUCGCCGCAGUCCCAUGUGUGGUUUUGUUCGAAGCCGAAAUCCACUUUGGGGUUCUCACUGGCUUGUCAGCCACGGUGAAUCUGCUAGCCUGGUCCAAAGUUUUUUAUGUUUCAGUUUUAUCUUUGCUAUCUAUCUGAAAUGUUUUGGGUGUACCCACUCCAUUGGAUUUAAACUGUCAUGUUGAUAAUCAGUCAGAUUCUCUGUUUACAUGUUUGUUUGGGUUGUAGGGUGAUGUAUUUCAUGAGAGCGAGGAGGGGGGAAAAAAAGAAUAGGUUAAAGGUAAGAUUCAGUGCGCCUGGUGGCCUAGGUGAGGUUUGGCUUUUCUACAUCACAGGAUAUCCAGGUUAAGCUUAUAUCUGUGAAUUGUUCUCAACAAUGGCAUAGUGUCAAAAAUAGACCAAGGAGUACUGUUAGCUGAGGAUGAAAUUUGGCAGCCGGUUUUUGGGUAUAACGAGAAUUGGAAAAAUGUUCACGUGCUAUGUGCCAGCUGCCUACGAUCGUAGUGUGCUAGGAUACAGUUUCGAUUUUUAUUGACGAGAUCUGCUGAAUAAUGUAGUCUUGGGGAAACUUUUUGGCCCAGUGAAACUUGAUUUUGAAGGAGCUAUAGAAGUGUAGUUGCCUAUGCUAUAUUAUAAUAACCCUUCACUAGAGAUGUGUGUGGGAGAAUGUAAUUGUUCUAGUUGAGAAAUUACAGCGGGAGGCUUUUGACAGCAGGUUAUCUACCUGAUUUGUUUUGUGCUUUUAGGGUGAGUUUGCUGUGUUUUCUUUUCUUUUUUUUAACUUUUAAAAAACAAACAGGUUGACUUAGAAUUUGAAGUUUGACUCACUGUAUCUAUUGCUUUUUAAGUUUAUUUAUUUUAAAUCUGAUGCGCAACGCUUUUCUCCCAAUCUUGGUAGGCUGGUUUCCCCAAAGUUGUGUGAAAUCGCAUUGGCAAAAAUAAAAACUCACACAUGACAUUUAUUUACUGUUCCGAGAUGUCAGCUGAGAGAAAAUAUUUGAUGCAUUGACCUCGGGUUUAGUAAUGCAGUAAACGAGUAACCAAUCACUGGGGCUGUUAUUCCUUUUUAUUAAUGAGUAUGAGCUGCUAGUGAUUUAGUCUAAUUAAAUAAAUGCACUAACUUGUUUUUAAAAGAAUCUUACCUGAGAGACAGGUGAAAUCAUUUUAGAAGCAUAUGGUUGAUGUUGACAGGCUUGCAAACACCAUCAGGAGAUGCUUCUCCCCUCCAUAUGUUUGGGUUAUUUUCUGUUAAUUUGGGUUGUGGUGGCAAAAAAGGAAAUAUAGUAUUGGAUCAACCAAGUGUUUGAGACACAAUCCUAGAACUGUAUGAAAUGUCACCAAAAAUAAAUUAUUUUGAUUUGGC
Messenger RNA from Limanda limanda (common dab), 4926 nucleotides. RefSeq names its product La ribonucleoprotein 4Aa (gene larp4aa). The record is from RefSeq and is a predicted model, not a curated record. Gene Ontology annotation, cellular component: cytosol; cytoplasmic stress granule. Gene Ontology annotation, biological process: positive regulation of translation. Bases 408 to 2795 code for a protein of 795 amino acids. NCBI's taxonomy places the organism in Eukaryota, Metazoa, Chordata, Actinopteri, Pleuronectiformes, Pleuronectidae. Gene Ontology annotation, molecular function: mRNA 3'-UTR binding. The transcript is spliced from 16 exons.